UCCGAUAUCUUCCCAACAAUCUCCACCCAAGAUGAUCGCUUUGAGACUCUUUAUUCUAGCGUCAGCUAUAGCAAUGUUGGCAGCUCAAGAAGCCAGUUCACCUCCCCCAGCUCAUAUAAUCACCGAAAAGACAAUCGUUAGACAAAAUGGCUAUGACUUUGAGUUUCAGACGAGUGACGGCGUGUCACGUAAGGAGGAAGCUGAGCUAAUCACUGUGGGAGAUCACCAGGGCAUCGGAGUGAAAGGCUCGUACUCGUAUUUAGCUCCCGAUGGGCAACAAUAUAUCGUCUCCUACACAGCUGAUGAUAAGGGCUUUAAGCCACAAAUUCGUAUCGGUUCCUCAAGCGAUCAAUAA
Vanessa atalanta (red admiral) is the source of this 355-nucleotide messenger RNA. RefSeq names its product endocuticle structural glycoprotein SgAbd-5-like (gene CPR25). Gene Ontology annotation, molecular function: structural constituent of chitin-based larval cuticle. NCBI's taxonomy places the organism in Eukaryota, Metazoa, Arthropoda, Insecta, Lepidoptera, Nymphalidae. The record is from RefSeq and is a predicted model, not a curated record. Gene Ontology annotation, cellular component: chitin-based extracellular matrix. The coding region runs from base 32 to 355 and encodes 107 amino acids. The transcript has 4 exons.